Messenger RNA from Fusarium verticillioides 7600, 450 nucleotides. RefSeq lists its product as hypothetical. Lineage: Eukaryota; Fungi; Ascomycota; Sordariomycetes; Hypocreales; Nectriaceae. The coding region runs from base 1 to 450 and encodes 149 amino acids. The record is from RefSeq and is a predicted model, not a curated record. The transcript has a single exon.
AUGGGAUCGAUGUCUUGGUUCGGCCGACAAGGAGGGGAAGCGGAGCGUAAACCUGGUGGGGGCUUACAGGCUUGCUUCUUGACUCUGAGUCUUGUCCAACCAGACUCCCCUGUCUUGUCUGAGCCUGCACCUCAUCUCGAGUUGAGUCCCGCUGAAGAUGCAACGGUGAUCAGGGAAACCCGGCCUGACAAUGACACGAAAGUGGUUCCUGUUUGCCCUCGAUGCCACAUAUUACGACUCGCGUUGUUUACUGGGACACAUUGCCUAACAGGGCAGGACCCUGGAUAUCCCGAGCUUCACGGAUAUGUGUGUAUCAAAACCUCCAGAUGUGAUGCGACAAUUAAUUCCCCUUUGACUUUGUGGCUACCUGUCUCAUCAACCUCCGGCACUUGCGCAAGAUGCGAGUGUAACACGUCAAGCCCUAAUCCCAAUAUAGCUUGCUGCAGUUGA